Molecule: messenger RNA, 6163 nt
Organism: Pomacea canaliculata
Lineage: Eukaryota; Metazoa; Mollusca; Gastropoda; Architaenioglossa; Ampullariidae
Product: kyphoscoliosis peptidase-like
Exons: 10
Coding region: 346-2631 (761 amino acids)
Source: RefSeq, a predicted model, not a curated record
UUUUUUGUAACAAAUAUUCGUUCUACACAUACCUAUUUAAACAGACUUAAUAGCUGCAUGAUGAUCUUAUCAGGUCUGCUGUGCAUCCGAAAUUCGACAUGUUGGUAAACCCGAUAACGUAGAGCAAUGGAGUCCGAACCCAAUGCAACGACAGUUUGAUACCCGUAGCAGCAAACGUCCUCCAGUACACCCUGAGUAAAGUAGAAUUUUACAGGAGACAAUUUAAGUGAAGAAUGAUUAUUAUUAACAAAGAUUUAUUUUCUGAUGACAGAUCAGCAUUAUAUCUGGAAGCCACUGGCGGAAGUAUAAAAAGUUUGAGAGUUCUUGUUUACUCAUACUUCACAGAUGAAUCAGGAUAAGGAGCUAUGGGAGCUCGAGGACUGGUACCCACCUCUAUGUCCACCGGAGACCCUCAAGGAGGAACUACUCCAAAAUGAAGACUUCACAGAGGUGGACAAGGACGCUCGGGCGAAACUCAAUUCACCAAAAGACAGUUUCGACAAACUUGUCCAGCACCUGACCAGUCAUUUGAGCUCCGAUCUACACAAGUUAAGAGCCAUUUUUGUGUGGAUGGGCGCUCAGAACAUAGGAUGUCGACAAGAGACAGGCAGAUGCGAAGACAACAACAGUCCAGACUAUUACAUACAGGAGGCAUCAAAAAAUAAUAGUUUAAUCGAUAAAAUGUUCGCCAAGAUGUGCAGAGCUGCAAGAAUCCCAUGCCUUCUUGUAAACGGCAAUGUAAAAGGUGUAAACUACGAGACAGGUGAUGUUGAGAUAAACGGAGAAGGAACCUGGGCAGUUGUUUACGUGGCAAACAGCUGGCGGUUCGUGUUUCCUUACUGGGCCUUUGUAGUAAUAAGUGGUUACCAAAAGGAAAAUUUUGUGCUGGUUGAGGAUUCUGGAAAACCAAAAAGUGAAAGUCUCACAGCAAAUGCCGGUACCACUAAGCACAAUUUUGACGAAUUUUAUUUCCUGACUGACCCUGAGGAGAUGAUUUACAUCUGUCAUCCAUAUGACAAAGAAAAGCAAUUGUUGACUGAACCAUGGACACAAGAGAAGUUCGUUGAGUCGCCUCACUUGCGUAGUCCGUAUUUUUCGUCUGGAUGGAAGCUGACCAACCCGUUAAUGUGCGUGAUCAAGUCCACAACUGGAUGGUGUUUGAUUGACAUGUUUAGUCAGGGAGGUGGUUAUAAACUGAAGUACAGUUUGCUUUUCGACGAAGGUCGUUCAGGAAGAAAAUUUCCAAAGGAGAUACCAACGGAACUCUACGUAACUAUAAUAAGGCGGACUCAGAAGACGGACUCGUUUUUGGUCAGACUUCCAGUAAAAGGAACAUACAAAUUUAGAGUACUAGGAGCUCAUGGAAAUACAACCUCUCGCCUAGUCGAAUUUCAGAUCGUCUGUGAUGAUGUUGCUCCAGACACACAUCCCUUCCCUACCCGCCCAGAAAACGGGUUUGGCUUUGGUGAAGCAGCUGCUGAAGCUGGUUUGUCGGAGGCUUCCCACACGGAAGGGGUUGUGCCUGUCAAAAGUGGUGACGAGAUCUGUAUGCGCUUCAAGGUUAGAGAUCACGUGGACAUUUCGGCCAGACUGAUCCACUCCACCCGUACACCGGAAGAACUUCGGGACAACGUCAUCGUGGAGCGAAAAGGCGAUAACAUAACGGUCACGGUGAGACUCCCGGCAGACGACCCGAAACCAGAAUAUUCCCUUGAAGUCGAUACUAUAACAAACAGAAAAGAAAAUGAUCAAUCCACAACAAAUUUGUUUAAUUUUCCUGUUCUGAACUACUUGCUAACCAGCGAUGAAACACUGAAUGCAGUAAUCAGGGACGAAGACACAAAGAAAAAUCUCCAGUUCUACGAAGAUGCAUGGGUCUCUGUUGGCAACGAUGAUGCAGAGAUGUUAGAGAAAAUUGCCUCAAGGGACGAGAGGGCUGAUAUUAAAGACCCGAUAUUAGACAGAAAAAUACGAGAAAAGGAAAAGUGCUACAAACGUAUGACAGAGGAAGUGCGUGUUUCUGCACAGGAACGAAACUUCAAUGAGCUGAAUCGGAGCAUCAGAAACUGCAUUGCUGCAAACCUUCACCACAAAAGAGAAAUUGAGGACGCCAUGAAAAUUCUAAUGACAUUGUGUCAGGAGGAAAUGGAGAAGGCCGUUAAAAGUAAUAACUUGGAGGAACUCCGUGCAUGCUUCAAGAAAAUAGACAACACCUGUGUCAGUAAAAUGGCUCGGGAACAGGCUUGGUUUGAAGACGGCCAAGAAGAAAUUAAAAAGAUGGUGCAGUCCCUCAGGAAAAAAGACGAGGCGACUGAGGGAAGACCUCCAGACCACGUCUGUGACGUCAUCGUUGCAGCCUUCAUUCUGAUUGGAGAAAACGAGGAGGAACUUGACACGUGGCAGAAGAUCAAUGGAAAACUGAAAGAAACAAACGAAGAACAACUGAUAAAUAAUGUAAACAGUCUGGACAAGUCCUCGCUUACCCGACAGCGGGUGGAUCUGGCAGAACAGAAGCUGGAACGAGCUGUCGGGACGUUUGCCGAGUACAGGUCAAUAGAAACACUCAAGAAACAAUGCAUGGAGAAGAUCACCUUUUACCGAACUAAAGGAAGUCUCAAAAGGAGAAACUAACUCCGUACAGAAUGAAGAACAUCAACGAUGCAGACAGAGGCUGUGACUUGUCUCCCCUUCUCAUGACCAAGUGAUAAAUGCUUUGGUGAGAGACUGACCCUUAAUCAAUUUUUCAGGAAGGAUUUUACAACUUAUUUCAGUGACUCUAACUCUUACUGACAUUUCGUUUUGUUUAUCAACUCAAGCCUACAAAAAGGUUGUUUUUUAGCUUUUAUACCGACUAUGGCGCCUUCGUUGACUGUCUACAGCGAAUUGUUCAUGAGAAGAAAAAGGCAUUUUGUGCUGAUUAUAUUAUAUUUCUUUUGUGUCACCAUUUAGACAAGUUAAAAUUUCUCCACAUUAUUCAAAUUCAAGUAAUUGUUGUUCUAAGAAUCAGUGCAGUUUCUUUUCACUGUACCUAUGUUUUACUUCUGAUCUCUAGCCUCUGGGUAUUUAUCACAGAACAGGCUAAAGCUUAGCAGCUUUUUCUUUCGAGAAUGAUAUGAGUGUCGUUGUUUUUGUUGUUUGGAAGAAUUUUACAACUUAUUUAGGUGACUUUAUCUCUUACCAACACCCGAUUUUGUUUAUCAGCAACAGCCUGAAAGAUCUUUGUCUUUUGUCUUUAAUAUAGACUAUUACUCCACUUUUGACUGUUUACAGGUUUUAUUCAUGAAAAUAACUUACAUGUGUGCUUAUUCUAUUCUAUUCUAUUCUAUUCUAUUCUAUUCAUAUUAUCAUUUAGACAAGUUAAAAUUCCUUGACCCACAUAAUGUAUAUAAUCGCUGCAUGUUUUAAGAACCACUGUACUCACUGUUUUCUCGCUGUUUCUUUGGUUUAACGGCAUUGCUACAUUAUCAGUAUAUUAUCAAUCUGUACCUAAUUGUAAUUUUUUUCUCUUGUUGCCUCUAAGUGUUUAUAUUAGAGCAGGUUGAGUGAGAAUGAUCUGUGUACUGUGACUAUCUAUGUUUGAUUCGAAAAAGAUAUCAGUGUUGUUGUUUGUCAACUUGCCCUUACAGAGAAUGUUUAGAAUGGCCAGAUUGUUUUUAGGUUAAAUGCUGUUUCAUUAGCCGAGGUAAAGUGAUAUAUUGUGAUGCUAUUCACUGGUAGAUUUACUUCAUAUUCUUGUAAAUUACGCGUACACAUUGUUUUAAUAAUGCUGUCUAUGCUGUGGUAAUGGAGUAAUAGUAUCGGAGUUAUAGUACGAUAAUAAAAAUCGAAUGUCUUUGUUAAGAAAUUAAUGUAAAUUAUUGUAUAAAUCUCCAUAUCCUUUAAUUUACGCAUUGGUCAGUCAAUCAACCAAUAAAUAAAUCCGAAACAUAACUGACGGAACAGAUUGAGUUGCCCAAGAACAAACAUCAUUAUUCUCAGUCUCAUUUUAGCUUUGUCUACUAAUGCUCUCAUUCUGAUAAGAAAUCCGCACAUACCACUGUCUUUUCCACAAGAGAUAACAACUUCGUGACUAUUCGUGCUUAGUCACGAGACUAGUCACGUGAUGAUGAAAUCACGUGACUAAUGAGCCAGCCAGCAAACCCAAAGAUUGCAUUGACUCGAACAAGGUCAUCGCAAAAGCUGACCCGGAAUGGCAUUUACUCGAGCAGAUUGAAAUGUCGAGACAGGAUCGACAUGUGACUGAGAUGUUUUCCUUGAGGAGUCCAUAUGUUUUAUACUUACUUUUGUUAUGAUUACAAUUGUUUGUUUGGGUGCAAAUACUUUGGGACCACUGACCUGAUUUUCAUGUUAAGACUGGAGGGCUCGGAAUCAUAUCUCGUUAAAACUCAAAAUAUUGUCACAGUACUUUGAAUUUUCUUCCACUGCAUUUUUGAAUUAUUUAGACCGCAAGUUUUGUUUGCUGUUUUUGGUAAGCAUUACACUGCAAUGUUUUUUGCUGGUUUGUCAUUGUCAGAAGACUAAUUAAAACUUGCACUAGGUAAAAAGUAGCACUCAAUACACCUGGCACAGAGUGACAUUCUAAGAAAAACGAUCUCCUUCCCUGUGCAUGGCGAAAAGCUGCUUUCGCUUCCAUCUCUAGUUCUUGUUGGUUUCAUAGGUUGAUCUUUGAUUGAGACUUUCAAUAUUUACAAUUAAUUUUUGACUCUUUAUGCAUUCUGCAUUGCUUUAAUCUCGAGCCACUACGAUGUUUUGUAUAACAAUCAAACCUUUGUGCAACAGGCUUUAUAAGGAUAUAAAAUAUCACGUACCAUAAAAUAUUAAUGUCAAUUAUAUUAUUUUCAUGCCACGAUUACAGAAAAUUCCGACUUCUGCUUUUUUUUUUUCGCCUAAAAUGUCUUAAUAUUUUUCCUCAAAUUAACAAUGUACUUCUUUAUUAUUUUAAAGUAUUGUUUGUAUAGGACUGUGUACAUUGUAAUAAUUACUGUAUUCAAGGCUGUUUUGUAGCCAGAACGAUUCGCCUUCGCCUUCCUGUGUAAACAUAACUUUACUGUGAGAUAAAUGUUACUGUGAAUUUAUUAUGUUUUAAUUAUUAUGUAUUUAAAUAUCUAAACCUUGAUUUCUUUAUAAACUGUAUCUGUUGUUAUUCUGGAGUACAAAUAACAUCGGAUUAUUAAUCCACGAUACAUGUACCCAUAUUAUGCAUUAGGAACGAUUUUUUUCAAUUGUUUGCUCAUCUAACUUCGUUUUAUAUCUGUUAUAGAAAUGAUCAUACAAAAUCUUCUCCAUGCAGGGUAUGAAAGGUUAUGUAGCACUUCAGGGACACCAAGCUUUUUCUCAAUUCAAAUAAUUUCUGUUAUACAUUUUUAAUAUUUUUCGUAAAGAGUAAUUUUAUGCUCGAUAAAAGGAGCAAAAUUUUAUUUCGACAGGGUAGUACACCAACAGUUAAAUACUGGUUGUUUGGUUGUGUGAUUCGCUUAUGUGUAUACCUUGUCAUGUGACUCUACAGUCCCAAAGUGAUUUCACUAUCCACCCCUACCUCUAGCUUGAAGGUACACUUGAUAUGUGGGGUGAUAAUUGAUGAAAAGUCAGAGUAAGUGGCUCAUCGUAUCUGCUUUACCCUAAUAUUAUAUUUGUAGGACGCGUGAGCUACAUUCAACUGAUAGCACAAUAAUCUUUGUUCUCUUGGUUUCUCGGAAAAUGCAGUUGAAAAGUCCAAAUUGAAAGGCUAACAAAUUAUAGCUUAGACAUUAUCUUAUCACAAAAGUAAACAAUUUUAAUUACUACUUACUGGCUGGAUGGUGAAUCCUACAUACACCCUGACCUGACUUCUCACAUCUGGGGUCACUAAGGUAAUAAGGUCUGCUGGACUGACAGAAUCUUCUGUAUACACCAUGUAAGUUUAUACUGUGUGAUCUGAGUACAUUAACCUGCAGUAUAAUAAUUUUAUCUUAUUUUUCUCUUGUUUUGAUAUUAAUUAAAACUCUUUCCGGUCUAUUACAAUGUUUUUCUUAAUACCUGCACGUCUGUAGUUUCUGCCGGCGAUGUUUGCAGCUUUGUGACAUUUAAAAAUGACCUACUCUGUCUUUGUGUAGACUUGAGUAUCUUUUAUAGUAGUUGAAACGGAAAUGAGAUGGACAGUUUAAAAUUAAACCGUAGGAAAAGU